AUGGCCUCUCGUGUAAUCUUUGACCCCCUCGUCGCGCUACGUGCAGCACCUCUCGUGUCAUCAACCUGCACCCUUCUCUUCGCAUGGGACCAAAACCUGUUCCUCGGCAUGCUCAACGCACCCAACACCCGCAAAAAGAGCACACCAGUCCUGCAAUCGUACUUUCAAACCUUCUUCCCAAGGGGGCUGACCAUGGUAUUGGGUUUCAUUGCCGUCUCCGCUACGACAGCCGUUGCGAACCUUCGUUUGAAUCCGAAUUUGCUCCGCGCGAAGGGAACAUUCUGGUGGUACGCUGCCGGCGCAAGUUUGUCUCUUGGGCAUCUUGUGUAUGUACCAUUUGUUGCCCCCAAGCUUCAAGCUUUGAUGGAGGCCAAGGAGGAUACGGAUCUAAACGACACGCUUGACAGCUGGCUUUCGCUCAACUGGCAACGUUUGUUGACGACUGACUUGGGAGCUUGGAUCGCCUUCGGUAUUGCAGUUACCGGUACUCUUCGGACUGCCUAG
Molecule: messenger RNA, 504 nt
Organism: Colletotrichum truncatum
Lineage: Eukaryota; Fungi; Ascomycota; Sordariomycetes; Glomerellales; Glomerellaceae
Source: RefSeq, a predicted model, not a curated record